GUUCUUACCUUUCCUUUGGGUGGUGAUUUUUUUGCCAUAUAAUUUCAUGGGAUGUUCUUAAAAACUACGUCAACUAAGUACAUUUUUAUGUAGUAAGGUGGGAUGGAAUGGCACUAGUUUUUACAGUGGGAAAAAAAGCACCCUGCUUUUUUAAUAUUGUUUGCUGUAGUAUUUUUUUUAAGUCUGCAUUUCAAGACUCUUAAUCUUGAAUUUCAAAUGAUUAAGUUAUGACCGUUUGUAUUGCAAUAUUUAAAAUAUUUGCAUAGAAUUUGCUCUCUCGCAAUUCUGUUUAUCAAAAGUGCUCUUUCUGAAUUGUUAACUAUUAGACAUUUUACAGGCAUACGACCAUUAAAGUGUGUUUCUACUAUAAGCUACGGUUGUAUACCAUGUAGAAGUCUGUUGCUCAAGAGCAAAAUGUCAUAUUGCACUUCAGAUUAGUUCUAGAUUUUUCUACAUUUUCUAGAUUUUUCUACAUUUUCCUAGAUUUUGUUGCACACUUUUCAUGGUCACGUUUGACCACAAGGCAUGGCCAAUACUGAUUUAUUUCCACUAGGUUGUACAGUUUAAUUAUAUUGUCCUACUCUGACCAAUAACCUGCUUUGGUAAUUAAUUUAUGCUGCACCAUGCCACUGGAUGAUACAUGGUCACCCUACUUGGGUUUUAUAUCUACUGCAUUACAACUUUAGUACCUGAACUCCAUAUUAUACACUCUAAGGCCUAAUGUAUGUGGACACCUCACCAUCAUACCGAUAUGUGCUUGUUAAACAUCUCAUUCCAAAGUCAGUCCCCCCCUUUGCUGUUAUAAUAACUUCCACUCUUCUGGGAAGCUUUUCCUCUAAAUUUUGAAGUGUGGUUGUAGGGAUUUGUGAUCAUUCAGCCACCGGAGCGUUAGUGAAGCUUGGUGCACAGUCAGCAUUCCAGUGCAUUGUGAAGGUGUUCAGUGGGGUUGAGGUCAGGGCUCUGUGGAGGCCACUCGAGUUCUUCCACACCAAUCUUGGCAAACCAUGUCUUCAUGAAGCUUGGGCAUUGUCAGGGGCAUUGUCACGCUGGAAAAGGUUUGGGCCUCAUAGUUCCAGUAAGGAAAAUCAAUGCUUCAAUGCUUCAAACAUUGUGUCAGCAAUUCUGUGGUUAUCAGUGAAAGACAACUUGCUUCAUCACGCUUCGUCACGUGUGCCUUCAUUUUGGAAGAUCAAAACACUUCCCUGAGUUUUGGGGAAAUUUACUACAACCUUCUCCUGUAGCUAAAUUGAAUUACAUGACCUUCCAAUAUUCUCAAAUGAGUAUCUGUUAUAAUGCUUUAUAAAAUCAGAUACUGAUAAAAAUCAAUAUUUUUUCACUAAAUAAGCGAUUGUACCAGAAAUCACAAAUUAAGAUUUCAGUCAAAAUUUCUGAUGUCUCGAGUUUGCAAGAUACCAGGUCAGUGUUACAGUUAACUGAUCCCUGUCCCCUGUCUAAUUUGAGCCAUGCAUGUGUAGUGCCAGUUGGGGUGGGGACACGGUUCAGGCAGCGAUGAUUAUGUCUGAUCUAUACCACAUAUGUGUUUAUGGUUUAUGGCUUGAUGCAAACCGCCUCACAUUUGCAAGAUUUUACGUUACAAAACCUGCAUGUGCCCUGUUAAAAUGUAUAAAUGCAAACCCCACAUUAUGAACUUUUAUCAUAAUAUAAAAGGUAUAAUGUUUUAAAAGUCUGUUAUUUUUAAUAGGAUUGAGUAUGGUGGUUAAACUUCCAAAGUUUUGCUUUCUCGAAAAAUAUAUUUAAGAUUAACUGAUUAAGAGAAUUUUUGUCUAGCCCUUACUUAAUAAGGAAUAUUAUUUCCAAUUUUGUUUUCAAAGAGCAUGGUCUCAAGUCUUUUUGGUAUUGGGCACUGGGGACAUUGAUGUGGUGUGCAGAAAGUCUCUGUAGCCAGUGAAAAAACUGGCUCAUAGUUGCCUCAUUUUUUGUGAUUGCAGAGGUCUUGUUGGCAUUCUACAUUUUUAUAUAUUUUUCUUAAAGUUUAUUAGUCAAAAAGAUGUCUAGUUUUGCUAUCCAAUGUCAUUCAGCAUAAUUUUACAUUAUGUUUGCAAUAUUUAUUUUUAUUCAUGUCCAAGGAUCUUGUUCUAUAGAUAUAAUGUUAAGAUAUGGAAAUAUGUUGUCAUUCUCAUCCUGUGGUAUGUAGGUUGUUCUGUAUAUGCAGCAGGUUAAUGGAAGAAGCACUUUAGGAAAGUUUUGCUCAUAUGAUGAAGAACUUGGAAAACACUUUCUGUUGCUGAGGAUGGCCCCACAUGGACGGCUUAAAGAUACAUGAGAUUACUGAGGAUAGUACCAUUUAAAAACCAUGAAGAUGGCUUAGGACUGCAAUUAAUACAAACAGUUUUGCAGUCCAGACUCCAUCAGUAAACAGUUUGAUAAUGUCAACAAAAUAGACUUCAUAUGAAACCUAUAAUGAAUUUCUGAGUUACACAAUUGCACUUUUUGAACAUGUAGUACACAGUUAUAGAAGGGAAUUAUUUAUAAUUGCACUACUCCUUGUCAUCCAGAUGAGGAUGGGUUUCCUUUUGAGUCUGGUUCCCCUCAAGGUUUCUUCCUCAUAUCGUCUCAGGGAGUUUUUCCUUGCCACUGUCACAUCUGGCUCACUCAUUAGGGAUAAAUUUAUGAAUGAAUUUGUUUAAAAUUCAUAUCCUGAAUUUAUAUAUUUCCGUAGAGCCGCUUUGUGCCAAUGGCCAUUGUUAAAAUCGCUAUACGAAUAAAAUUGAAUUGAAUUGAACGUAUAAUGAAAGUCAUGCAUACAUUUUUUUCACUUGUCCUAUCUCACUGAUUUCAUGUGGCUCUUGUAUUAAAAUACAAAACCAAACUUUUUUAAUAAAGCGUACAUUUGAUUAAAACUAUUCCCUUUGUCACUGUAAUUAUGUUAUAUUAAGGAACUGUCAGAGUGUGAAAUAUACAGAACCCAGUAUUAGCCAAAGAAUCCAGAAACUUAUCAAACUUUUUUUUUUUGCACGUUCUAUUGUGUUAAAGUCCAACCACGGCUGUGCAUUAUAGAUGAAACAUUAUUUUCUGAAAAUCUAAUGACAGGGCCAGUUGUAUUGGAGGCUACAUUUAUAAAGCACUGCAUCUUAGAUUUUCUUUAUGAUAAUAUUUCAACAGGUUUAUUUUUAAUCAUGCUGCAAAGAAUUUUGCUGAGAGAAAAUAUCACAAGUUUCGAAUAUAAGGCUCAUCUGCAAAGCCAGUAAAUGUGUUUUCCUUCGGCACCAGAGAGAUGAAGCAAAUGGGCUUUCACUGAUAACAACAGGAUUACCGAGCGCGUCUAGUAUGGUGAAGCCAGAGGCGCCCUUCUCCGUGCGGGCAGUGCCACUAACAGCUUGUGGCCAUGCUUCAAUAUUUGUCGUGCUGGAAGUGAUAAAGGGCUGUUUCUCUACAUAUUUAAACUUUGUUACAGUGGAGAAAGGUGAGUUCCAAAUUUUGAUUAACUAAGCAUAAAUUUUCUCGAUCUUUAUUGCAUAUUUAAGCUCUAUUAAUGAAAAAAAUAUUGUUUUUCUCUUUUCCUACUGAUAUAUAUUGUGGAUUAAUGUCUUUCUUAAAACUGAGAAAAACGCUAACAAUUUUUUUGUUAAACGUGGUUCGUCUAAACUGGUUGUAUUAAUCUUAACUUCUCCUAAGCCAGUAGAUAAAAUGCAUCUAAAAUAAAAAAAAAAGAUAAAUAAAUAAAUUUAAAAAAAAUCCGCACCUCGGUCAGCUCCUGUCCCUGUAGUAACCAUGGCUAAGUUGUCGGUAUAAUAUACCAUGUAAUACUACGGUUCUUUUCUCUUGCUAGAGUUUACAGGUUUCUGUCGCCUUUUUUUUUUUCAUUCAUAAUACUCUAAUAUGUUUAAAGGCAUAAUGAUAGAUUAAUUACUAUGAAUGUAAUUGUUAUGACAGUUUACUGUUAUAUUAUGGACGAAUGAUAUAUCCAUCUAUUUAUUCAUAUAUUUAUAAGGUUGUUGCAAAAAAAAAGACGAGACAGUAAACUGCUUUAAUUAUUGGCAUUCUUAUAACGUCAGUGUGGAUAAAUAGCUAGAUAUGGUUAAAAGAUUAUGACUGUAAUUAGUAUAAUUAACAAUUAUUAUUAGAUGGAUAGUUUAUAUCCAUUUAUGGAUUCGUUAUUUUAUACAUUAAUUCGUUUGAAGGGAAACAGUAAUGACUGGAGAAAAUUGACUGCAAUAUACCAAAAAUACUCAAAGCGUCGCUGUUCACCUACGGAGUAAAAUUUAAUAAACCUCUCCACCCAUUUCAUGUCGUCUUCCAGCUCCUCCUGACAUCGACAAACCUUGCUGCAUUUGGCUGUUUAUUGUCAGCGAAAAUUCCGACUAGACGACAGUAAUUAGAUACAUUUAUAACACAGCAGGGACAUUUUAAUGUUGCUAGGAUGGACCGGAAGAUAGGAUUGUAUGAGCUAUUAUUUAUUCUUGGCUUUAUUUUCGUUUUUCUUCAUCCUGUUUAUGGAGAUUUGAGCUACACUGUUCCGGAGGAAACGAAGCGUCAGUAUGUGAUUGGACAUUUAGCAAAGGAUCUCGGACUUGAUGGCAAACGUUUGUCUGCUCGUAAGGCUCGGGUGGAGACAGAGGACAGCGCGAAACGGUACUGCGACAUUAAUCUGAGUAGUGGAAAUCUGGUCGUGGCGGAAACAAUAGACCGAGAGGAGCUUUGUGGAUCGAGAAUUUCUUGCAUUCUUUAUUACGAGCUUGUGUUGGAAAAUCCUCUGGAAGUGCAUCGCAUUUCACUGCAGAUUGAGGAUGUAAACGAUAACUCUCCUCUUUUUCCUAAUGAGCGUAUCAGCUUUGAAAUUAGAGAGUCGGCUGACAAAGGCGAGCGUUUCCCUUUGGAAGAAGCUCAUGACUUGGACAUAGGACGUAAUGCAGUUCAAGGAUAUUCACUUGAAAAAAAUGAACACUUCGUUUUAUCUGUGCAUGAGAACGCGGACGGAGGAAAAUCUGCUACUUUGGUCCUGGAGAAAGAGCUCGAUCGUGAAAAGCAGAAAGACAUUCAUUUAAUUCUUACCGCAUUUGAUGGUGGUAAUCCACCGAAAUCAGGGACAGCUGUUAUACAUGUUACUGUUCUGGACGCCAAUGACAAUAUUCCUGUGUUUAGUCAACCUGUGUACAGAGUGAGUCUAGCUGAAAACACGCCUUUAGGCACGGAGGUGAUUACAGUCAGCGCUACUGAUGCUGAUGAAGGAGCCAAUGGUGACGUCACAUAUGAGCUCAGUCGUUUAUCUGAUAAAUCAGCAAAAUUAUUUUCCCUUGAUAAAGUCACUGGACAGAUCACGGUGAGUGGCAACAUCGAUUACGAAAAGGAAAAAUAUUAUGAAAUGAGAGUACAGGCCAAAGAUGGUCCUGGCUUAGUAUCAUCUGUUAAAAUUAUUAUAGACAUCACUGACAUCAAUGACAAUGAACCUCGAAUUAUUCUUAAAUUAUUAAACGAUCCAGUACCUGAGAACUCUGCAGCAGGCACUGAGGUAGCCAUUAUUAAUGUUCAGGACAAAGAUUCAGGAGAUAAUCGACAGGUACAUUGUUAUAUUCAGCAAAAAGUGCCUUUCAAAUUAACUCCAUCAAUCAAAAACUACUUUUCUUUAGUAACCACAAGCAUGCUGGACCGAGAGAAAGCAUCAGAUUACAACAUAACAAUCACUGCUACUGAUGGAGGCUCUCCACCUUUAUCUUCAUCCAUGACCAUUCAUCUAUCUGUAUCAGAUAUCAAUGAUAAUCCUCCUGUAUUUGAUCAGCAAUCCUACACUGCAUAUGUAGUGGAAAAUAACAAACCAGGAACCUCUAUUAGUUCUGUUACUGCAAGAGACCCAGACUGGAGGCAGAACGGUACAGUCCUGUAUUCUCUGCUGCCCAGUGAGAUAAACGGUGUUCCAGUGUCCUCAUUUUUAUCCAUUAAUUCAGAUACAGGAGUGAUCCAUGCUGUCAGGUCAUUUGACUAUGAGAAGUUCAGAAACUUUAAAGUCCAGGUCGUAGCCAGAGACAAUGGUUCUCCUCCACUCAGCAGCAACGUGACUGUGAGUGUGUUCAUAUCAGAUGAGAAUGAUAACUCUCCACAGAUAUUAUACCCUGCUCCAGAGGGAAAGUCUUUAAUGACUGAGAUGGUCCCUAAAGCUGCUCUCUCUGGCUCUCUGCUCUCCAAAGUCAUCGCUGUGGAUGCUGACUCUGGACAGAACGCGUGGCUGUCCUAUCACAUUGUCAAAUCUACUGAUCCGGGACUUUUCACUAUUGGGCUCCAUAGUGGAGAGAUCAGGGCUCAGAGGGACAUUACUGAAUCUGACAGCAUGAAACAGAACCUUGUUAUCUCAGUCAAAGAUAACGGACAGCCGCCUCUCUCUGCUACCUGUUCUGUAUAUUUACUGAUUUCUGAUAAUCUUGCUGAAGUUCCAGAACUGAAAGACAUGACUUAUGAGGAGAGCAAUUCCAAACUGACUUUUUACUUGAUCAUCGCGCUAGUUUCCGUGUCCACCUUCUUUCUGACUUUCAUUAUUCUCAUCCUGGCUGUGAGGUUUUGUCACAGGAGAAAGCCCAGACUGUUGUUUGAUGGAGCAGUCGCCAUUCCCAGCGCCUAUCUCCCUCCCAACUAUGCAGAGGUGGAGGGAGCUGGAACUCUGCGCACUUCUUACAAUUAUGACACGUAUCUAACAACAGGAUCACGCACCAGUGACUUCAAGUUCAUCACAUCUUACAAUGACAAUACUCUUACUGCUGGUGGAACUCUGAAAAUGGCCCAAAAUGACACUUUAGAUGCGACCUUGAUUGCACUUAACAACACAACUGAUGAUGAUGAGGUGAGAAAACUGUGUCCUCUCUUCAUGGUAGAUUUUUUUUUUUUUGCUAGCUUGCAGUGUUGAAUUUCAAAAUGAAUUUUGAUACAUUUUUUUCUCAAUUCAAAGGAAUGCAUUUUUUUCAGCUUGUAAACAGUAAUGAGAAUAACGAGUCUCUUUUUGAGGAAAAUUGUACAUUUCUUUGACUGAUCAUGUAUAUAGUGGCAUGGGCUUUUGGUAACAUUUACAUCAAGCAUGAUUUAAACAGUCCACUCUACACUGAAAAAGGAAGAGGAGGAGGAAGAGACAGAAUUAUGAAUUUCAUUAUGAUAUUUAUGUUCUUUUUUUUUUUUUUUUCUUUUUGGGCUUGAUUUUGGUCUUUUGUUACUGCAGACAUUUGUUUCUGUUGUUCCUUGUUACUGACUCAUGGCUUGUUUUGUGUGGCGCUUAACUGUUCGUGAGGAUACACAGAUAGUCCCAUUUUGAUAUUGGCAUCAAGGCCAGUAGCUGCACUGAAUACUUCCUAAUCAGAGCUUCUGAAGUAAUCUCUAAACUCCUCAAUGUCAUGUGUGGCUCAGGACACAAUGGUUUGAUUUUGCUUUGUUGAACUUCUGAUUAUAUUUUGGAAUACGGAGAAAUGUUGUGCGCUUGGACUUCCCUAGCAGUGCUCUCCUGAAUAAACAAAAGGCCAUUUUAGGUAAAAUAUAUUAACGCAUUAGUGUAUUGUUCUCUGUGAUGUGGCAUGUUACUUUUUGAUGUUUGCUGGAUAUUUCAAAUGUUAAAUUAUGCCUUAUUUAUUUCUUAAGGGUAUUUUUGUCAUUGUAAAGCUUACAUGUGAACAGACAAACACAUAUGCUGUUACCACUAGUUUCUCAAAUGUUUAUUUAUUUUUAUUCAUUUAUUGUUUUAAAUAGAGAAAGUCUAGGAGAUGAGACUUAUCUCAACACAUUCACAAACACAGAGCUGUCCGUGGUGCUGAAACACUGUUUUCCUCUGCUUACUCUGCUUUCUUACUUAGCUUAGGACAAUUGACAUGUGAAUGUUAUUUUGCUUGCCUCAUGCAUGAAUAAAAGAUGAAUAAAAAUGAAAUAUUAAGCAUCAUCAACAACAUAAAUAAUAAUAAUAAUAAUAAUAAUAAUAAUCAUAAUAAUAAUAUAAGGCAUGUUUCACGCCAAUCUAUCGUUUCGUAUUACAACGAAGCUCGACAAAUAUGCAUUCAUUAAUACCUAUGCUAUUGUAGCUAGAAAAUUUAACUUUCCUUCUAUCUCUUCUGGUGUCAUUCAUAAUUUAGGAGAAAAUAAUGUAAAUCAUUUUUUGUCCCGUAAAAAGCAAACAAAGAAUGAAGCGACAUCCAUGCAGUGUAGAUAAUUACUGCACCACUAAACUAUAAAAAACAAUUGUAAUUUACAGACCUUUAUUUUCCUCUCAUGGUAAAAUGUGCUUUAAAGCUAAAAUUCAGUACUAAAUGUGUUUAUCGACUGUUCUUUCAGAUCAUUUCUUAUUUCUGACGCAGUGCAGAAGACAAAGAAAAAAGAAAACAUUA
Molecule: messenger RNA, 8309 nt
Organism: Pangasianodon hypophthalmus (striped catfish)
Lineage: Eukaryota; Metazoa; Chordata; Actinopteri; Siluriformes; Pangasiidae
Product: protocadherin beta-16-like
Exons: 1
Coding region: 4382-6853 (823 amino acids)
Biological process (GO): homophilic cell-cell adhesion
Cellular component (GO): plasma membrane
Molecular function (GO): calcium ion binding
Source: RefSeq, a predicted model, not a curated record